Molecule: messenger RNA, 1491 nt
Organism: Aspergillus costaricaensis CBS 115574
Lineage: Eukaryota; Fungi; Ascomycota; Eurotiomycetes; Eurotiales; Aspergillaceae
Product: cytochrome P450
Exons: 4
Coding region: 1-1491 (496 amino acids)
Molecular function (GO): monooxygenase activity; heme binding; oxidoreductase activity, acting on paired donors, with incorporation or reduction of molecular oxygen
Source: RefSeq, a predicted model, not a curated record
AUGUCUAAUCAAUCCCCACUAAACCCUACCAUCCAGCUCCCCACCUAUUUCACUGCCCUCGCUCUAUACAACCUCUACUUCCACCCGCUCUCCAACUACCCAGGCCCUAAAUACGCCGCUGUCUUCCCCCUCUGGUAUGCCUACGCUCUCCUCCGCGGUAACUUCCACGAGGACAUGCGCCACCUCCAUGCCCAUUACGGCUCCGUCGUACGCUAUGCCCCCAACGAACUCUCCUACACUGACCCGCGUGCCUGGACGUCCAUCUACAGCGGGCGUCCCACUGGCACUGAAUUCCCCGAACUGGGAAAAGACCCCACUUUCUAUGCGGGCUUUGCUUCAGGCAACAAGAGCAUCACCACCGCAGGCUUCCACGACCACAACCGCUUCCGAAAGAAGCUGGCCCCCGCGUUUGCAGAAAAGUCAAUCCGCGAGCAAGAACCCAUCAUCAAGGGGUAUGUGGACUUGUUCGUGCAGCAGUUGGGGCAGCGCGCGGGCGAAGUGGUGGACAUGAGCGCUUGGUUCAAUUUAAGGAAACAGUUCUGCACCUUCGACAUCAUCGGUGACCUAGGCUUCGGUGAGCCCUUCGGUUGUCUCAAACGAGGCGCGUAUGACGACUGGGUGCGCUUAAUCUUCCUCGCUCUCAAAACGAGCAUGCUCAUACAGAUCAGCGCGCGGUUCCCAUGUUUGCAGUCCCUUCUGCUGUGGUACCUGCUGCCGGCGGAGCUGGCGCGCAAGCGACUGGCGCAUAUCGCCAAGACGACCGAGAAGGUGAUGCGCCGACUGGGCAGAGAGACGGAUCGCAAGGACUUCAUGCAGUAUUUGUCGACGGGGGCGCCGGAGUUGUCGUUUGACGAGUUAUCGAAUAACUCGUCCACGUUGAUUGUGGCGGGGAGUGAGACUAGUGCGACCUCGUUGGCGGCGGUGACUUUUUACUUGCUGAAGAAUCCCGAGAAGAUGCGCAAGCUGAGAAAAGAGAUUGAGACAGCCUUCAGCAUGGAGGAGGAGAUCUCAAUCCAGUCCGUGGCUGGCUUGAAGUACCUGACUGCGUGUUUGGAGGAGGGAUGGAGAUUGUAUCCGCCAAUUCCCUCGGGGUUGCCACGACAGGUGCCCGGGGAGGGGUUUGGAAUUGCUGGCCGAUGGGUUCCAGGCGGGGCCGCCGUAUCCGUUCAUAGCUGGGCAACGUCGAGGUCACCCAAGAACUUUCGCAACCCGGACGAAUUUAUUCCGGAAAGAUGGUUGGGCGAUCCAGCAUACAAGGACGAUAACUUGCAGUCAGUCCAGGUGUUUCAUGUUGGACCUCGGAAUUGCAUUGGAAAGAGUCUGGCGUAUGCCGAAAUGCGUCUGAUUCUUGCUCGUCUACUUUUUCGGUUUGAUCUGCAGCUCAUGCCACAUAGCUCCAACUGGGCGGAGCAGAUGUCGUACAUGGUCUGGGAACGAGGGCCAUUGGAUGUCCGCGUGACAGAGAGAAGGACUGCUUCGGAUAGAUUGUAG